Messenger RNA from Pocillopora meandrina, 3591 nucleotides. Lineage: Eukaryota; Metazoa; Cnidaria; Anthozoa; Scleractinia; Pocilloporidae. The record is from the annotation of a GenBank genome assembly.
AUGCAGGACAGAAGUAAACAUACAAGGAAUGGCUCUCAAACGCUCUGUCUUUAGAAGAUGGUCAGUGGCGGCUCCUCACCUUUGUGAUGUCAAAUGUGGACAAGAGAUCGCGUGCCAAAGUUAUAACUACAAUCGAAAAUACCAAAUAUGUGAACUAAAUAACCGCACCAAGGAGGCGAGACCAGAGAAUCUCCUUUCAGCCCCUCGUGGUUUUACAUCAGGCGAUUGAACGGCAGAGGUAAGAAGUCAGAAGUCUAUGUGUCUCGCUGAUUUUUGUUUCUCUAGAUUUUCUUCAUACUUUGCCAAUCUUUUUUUCUCUCACCUAUAAUUGAGAAAUAAGAGUAGGAAUAAAACAUAACUCCUAUUUUUACUGCAGCUCCUUUAGGUUCUAUCCCCGAAUUACCAGCGAUAUCCUGUCUCGAAAUAAAAGGCGAGUGAAGGUAAAAACCAUUAGCGGGAAGUACUGGCUGGAUCCAACAGGCACAGGGAAGGCGAUAUUGAUUAACUGUGAUAUGGCUAGCGGGGGUAGGUCUUUUUCUUUUACGAGUUAACUUAAUUUUACCGCAAAAUUAUAGUAAUGUUAUUUUUAUUGUUAUCACUAUGAUUUGUUUGUUUAAUAUCAGUUUUAGCGUGGAUACCCUUUUUUACUUCGUUUUACUUUAAUCAUUGCUUUCAUUCUAAAUUCUAGAUAUGGAUGAAUGUAAAUAUAACAUCAGUGACUGCCAUGUGAAUGCAAACUGCACUAAUACGUACAGUUCUUACAAAUGCACAUGUAAAGCUGGAUACACUGGCGAUGGACACUCAUGUUCAGGUACAGUUAAUUUUCCUCACCCAAGAUGACCAUGAAUGUGUUUCUCCAUUAACUGUUUUAGCUCACCUCUAUGCGAGGUUUCCUCAUGAUACUGAGUUCAGCUACAGAUUAAAGCAGAAUUUAUAGUUUUGACGUAGUUAAUAAAUGCAGGAAUAAGCACAAGCACUUGCAUCGGAGGCAAAGGAAACAUGUUUAACACUGUGUUAAUACGAAAUACGAAAUAAACCAAAGAAAGUUAUCGUUAACAUCAUUGCCAAAAAUUGCCAUCAUCAUCCACCAUCAUCCUCGUCACCAUCACUUUGACCAUCAUCAUUACGAACACUUUUGUUUACAUAUAUCGAUGAACGCAGCGAGAAAAAUCCAUGUUCGUGAUGUGAAUGCAAAGUGCACUAAUACUAAUGGCUCUCAUAACUGCACUCGUUACUCCUCUCCGACAAAGAAAAUAGGCCCGCAUUUGCACGCCACGUUAGAUUAGCUCUAGCAUCAGACAGAAUCAUUUGGCACAGCCAUGCUUAUUCCCGUGGAUAGCGUCACCAUCUCCAGUUUCUAUUUUGUAAAUCAGAAACCUUUAUUUAAUUUUUUAUAAUAUAUUUCGGGCAGUUACACUACUAAGAAGCCAAGAGUCUUUGAGUGCAUUUUAACGGCAAAAUAGCUUCUCACGAAGUUUCGACCAGACUUCGGUCAUUUUCAAUUGAAUAAUAAGAAUGUCAUUAUGUCACCCAGGAUAUACUGGAAAUGGACGAAACUGCACAGGUGAAUUUAAUUUCCUCGCUACAUGUAUUCUGUGCUUAGAGCAGUCCCGCAUGACACGUUGGACUACAGCACCGCACCAUUCAGCCGCGUUACAGGACAAUUAGAUCAUUUAUCACCCAUAGCUCGUUUUAAUUUAAGGUUACUUCCCACCCUCAGAGGCCGAAAAACUCGAUUUUUCUUUUAUUUAGAAAAACAUAUUUUCUAAUAGAAGUUAAUGAAUAAGGAAGUUAUCAUAAUCUCGGACCUGAGAGAAUCCUCUGGGGGAACUUUCGCGGCAACUGCUCAUGUCGAGGCCCGAUUUCCUGUUCUUGCCAUAUUUUACUUACAUCGAACACUUUACAAAAUUCACUCGUGAAAGCUGCAAUCUGUCAAAAAAGAGAGAGUACCAAUCUGUCAAGAAAAGAAAGAGAACUUCCCUUGUGAAAGCGACUGGUACUGGCGGAGCUCCAUGCUGGCGUCCAGAUUUUGAACAAAGAAGUCGUUGUCAAACCAAAAUUUACCAUACAUAAUGUUAAAACGAAGUCUCCUUUUUCUUUCUGCAAGUACCAGCCUUGAUACAAAAACAUUAACACUUGCCUCGAAUCGCAAUUUUUGAAAGCUGUAUGUCGAUUCGUUGUUUUGCUCCUCAGCACACUUUGGGAACUUUGCUCAUCAUUGUGUCGUCCCCACUUAGUGAUCGAGAUAAAAAAAAAAAAUAAAAAAAAAACCUGUCUGCAAUGGGUUUCUUUUCCCGGGAAAUCUUGAUCCAUAGUCAGUGACACUAGGAUGAGGCGAGAUAAUCUCCUGGCGUGGGGCAAGUUGUUUGCGAACCCUUAUGAGCUAAAUUCUCGCAUUUGAGUUUGGGAGGAAUACAACCACGUGCACUUCGAGCGAAUUUAUAAGGUAUGUAGAUUUGACCGAUUUUUGUCAAAUUUCGCCAAAACAUCCUAGGAAUAUUGACAAACGAAAGUGUGUCGGGAAAUUUGAUAUUUGAAAUAUUUGUCCCCCUUUACGCAACACGACUCGUAUAUUUUUAGCUACUCCAACUCGAGAUGCCGAUAUUCAGACAAUCAAUCAGAAUAUCGAAGAAACCUGACAUACUUAUGUUGAUUGAUGCCUUCUGAAUGAGACUGUGCAGCCAAUUAGCUCGUGCUGCGGCAUCCCAUACCCGAUAAAUUCAAAAGAAGAACCUUCAGUCGUUUCACGCCUUACCGGCUGCUGACACUUCCUUAAAAGGAAAGUCGCUUAAAUUCUGUUUUCAUCGUAAAUUAAAUUUUUUAUGCUUUCUCCUGAUAUAUAGUUUGCUAGGUUUUUAGUGAAACUAGCCCGCGAACGAAUUUUUUCCUGAAGGACACCCGGGCCCGCGAAGGUGGGAAGUAACCUUAAUGCUAAGAACCUCUUAGGUAAUGUUCCUGACUUUUAAAUGAACAAUUUUGGUGACUGAUGCAUUUUUAUUCUGUUUUAAAUUUCACUUUAUAACAAUGAUUAAAAGAAGCAUGAAUAUAAAAUCGCUCGUUUGGCUCGAACCCUGUGCAGAGGAUGGAUGUGUCAAUGAUUUUCCAUGGCACUACGUUUUCGUUGACGCUCAAGAUAUAUUUGAGUGAAGAAGUUGAAAAUUAUUAUCAUCAAGUCUAUAUAAUCAAGAUACUACGAGUGCUCUGAUUGGUCAAAAGCAAUCGUUGAUUGCACUUGUAAAUCCAUGGAAAAUUGAAGUUUAUGUUAUUACAUAAUUGUUGGGAAACAAUUCUAAAAGAAAAAGUGUUAUCUUUGAUAUUUCAAUCUUUUUGCAAUUGUCAUUUCACUUUGAAGCCGAUCCUUGCUAUCAUUAUCACAUACUGAGUGACGCCAAUAGAAAGAGCAGUUACACUACAUCGCACCCUGACCCUGCGUUUUGUGACAGCUCAUUUCUCGAGGGGUGGUAUCGUUUUGUGGGAGCUGCAGGAACAAAAAUGCCAACAACGCGUGUGCCAGCGUACAGAUGUGGUACAGACUGGUCAGGCUGGUUGAAUGGUACUCAUCCUACAGUGGAAGAUGGUAAAGUUCGAAGG